This is a messenger RNA of Drepanopeziza brunnea f. sp. 'multigermtubi' MB_m1, 999 nucleotides long. RefSeq lists its product as uncharacterized. The record is from RefSeq and is a predicted model, not a curated record. Gene Ontology annotation, molecular function: zinc ion binding; NADPH binding; quinone reductase (NADPH) activity. Lineage: Eukaryota; Fungi; Ascomycota; Leotiomycetes; Helotiales; Drepanopezizaceae. Gene Ontology annotation, cellular component: cytosol.
AUGGCGACCUCGAUCCCCAAGACCAUGAAGGGCGUCUUGAUGGAGAAGACAGGCGGCGUGGAAGUGCUGCAGUAUAAAACCGACUUGCCAGUCCCUACGCCCAAAGCCGGGGAGGUGCUGGUGAAGAACGAUUUCAUCGGUGUAAACUACAUCGACACCUAUUUCCGCACCGGCCUCUAUCCCUCCGCGAACCCGCAAAUCCUCGGCCGCGAAGCAGAGGGCCACAUCGUGUCCCUCGGGCCCUCAGGUGAUCUCCAGGACUUCAAGGUCGGCGACCGCGUCGUCUGGCUCGGUACCUCCGCCUACGCGGAAUACACCUGCGCCCCGGCCUCCAAAACACACCUGAUCCCCUCCUCCAUCGCCCCCGGCAUCGCGACCGCGUCCCUACUCCAGGGCCUGACGGCUCUGACUCUGAUCCGGGAAGCGUACCUCGUCCAGAAAGGGGACUGGGUGCUCGUACACGCGGCCGCGGGCGGCGUCGGGCUGUGGCUGUGCCAGCUCCUGAAGGCCGUCGGCGCGAGGACGAUCGGGACAGCGAGCACGGCGGAGAAGAUCGAGCUGGCGAAGGCCAACGGCGCGGAGUUCAUGCUGAACUACAAGGAGGAGAAGGAUCUGGUGGGGAAGGUGAGAGAGAUCACCGGCGGGGAGGGCGUCAGGGUUGUGUACGACAGUACGGGGAAGGAUCAGUUUGAGAAUGAUCUGGAGGUUGUCGCGAGGAAGGGGACCGUGGUCUCCUACGGCAACUCGUCCGGCGCCGUGCCCCCAUUCGCCAUCAGCAAGCUGUCCGGCAAGAACGUCGCCGUAUUGAGGCCAACGGUGUUCAACUACAUCCACACGCGCGAGGAGUACGAGAAGUACACUGCGGAGCUGUUUGACUUCAUUGCCAAGUAUGGAAUGAAUGUCCGGGUGCACGAGACGUAUCCGCUGGAGGAGGUAGCGCGAGCGCAUACGGAUCUGGAAGGGAGGAAGACGACGGGAAAGUUGUUGUUGAGGCCGUAG